CCACCACACCAGAAAAGCCUCUCCUCGCCCUACCAUAGCCAUCAUCAUACCAUGGAACUGUAAAAAGCUCGCCCAAAUGCGCUCAAAAGGCCUCCUCCCUCCUCUCAUUUCGCUCCGUUCCCCGGUCCCCCCACGCAGAGCUAACGAAGUCCACCACAAUAUAUUGCAGAGCACCAAGCAAAAGGGGAGCUCGGAUGAUCAUCAUACCAGAACCUCCCACGGGACACAAGGCAACCUGCUAGAAGCGUGAGCUCCAGUUUGCAUUUCCUUUCGUUCCCUGUUCUUGGGAUUCUAGUGUGUUUGCAAGGCAAAGGAGCAUUUCAGAAGUAGGGAAGAAAAGAUAGCUUUAAGGUUCAGUUUGCUGCUCCUCUUCUUCUGCCAUUGUUCAGUGUAGGCAAAAGGGAUCUUGUAUUUGUUGAUCCUCCUCCAGUUAGGAACCCCUCUGGAGGUUACUUUUGUGGGAUUGUUAUUGAGUUGUUCCUUCUGGGGGGGUGGUCGAAUUGACCAGCACAAAUGCUAGCGUCUGGGAGAAGAAGACUGCUCUUUCUGUGCGCAAGCUUUGUGAUUCUUUCGCUUCUUGCGCCAUCCAACGGCGCGUCGAACUCCAUGGAGAACAUCAAUCAAAGCCACAACAAGGCCGUGCACCCCUCGGAGAUGACACCCAAAGUAUCAUUUCAGCUCAAGCUACACGCAUUGUUCCACUGGUCUUCUUUUGGUUUCUUGAUGCCGGUAGGGAUAAUACUAGUCAGAAUGUCAACCAAAUCUCAAAACGGCCGAUGCGUCAGAUUCCUCUUCUGUUGCCAUGUCAUUUCGCAGAUCGCGGCUGUCCUUCUCGCUACAGGCGGUGCAGUACUGUCGUUAAUGAACUUCGAAAACUCCUUCAGUAACAAUCACCAAAGAGUAGGACUGGCACUAUAUGCAUUCAUGUGGCUUCAGCCAAUUAUCGGGUUUUUCAGACCAGAAAGAGGUGUUAAGUUACGGAGUCGGUGGUACUUCUUCCAUUGGAUCCUCGGAAUCGCAAUCUGCGCUACAGGCAUCACAAACGUCUACAUUGGCCUGCGCAUCUACCAUGACAGAACCACGAAGAGUGUGAGGCUUUGGACCGGCCUCCUCACCGUUGAGGUGUCCUUCCUGGCUUUCUUCUACCUCAUGAUAGACAGAUGGAGCUACAUGAUGAAGCAAGGACAUCUCCCCGUUCAGCAGCUAAGGACUACCGAUAAUCACAGAACCUAUCCGACUACCCUUCGGAAGGAGCUGGCUAUGGUGCAAAGUGAAAUGUCCAAACAAAAAGACAAUGUAGGAAGGCUGGCCCUGUAAAGUUUGCUGAAGAAUAUGGCAAUGCUGCUAUGGGUUGUUAACUUGUUUGGUUUGAGAGGUGUGCCUUUUAUAGAACAUGUGAGAGAUCUUCCGGAAUAUUGUACAGUUUUUACACUUGAAUUGAAAUUGAAGAGGAUUGGAGCCUCUGGUGUUGUA
Messenger RNA from Phragmites australis (common reed), 1473 nucleotides. RefSeq names its product cytochrome b561 domain-containing protein At2g30890-like. Bases 514 to 1317 code for a protein of 267 amino acids. The record is from RefSeq and is a predicted model, not a curated record. Gene Ontology annotation, molecular function: transmembrane monodehydroascorbate reductase activity. Lineage: Eukaryota; Viridiplantae; Streptophyta; Magnoliopsida; Poales; Poaceae. The transcript has 4 exons.